Molecule: messenger RNA, 8359 nt
Organism: Drosophila suzukii
Lineage: Eukaryota; Metazoa; Arthropoda; Insecta; Diptera; Drosophilidae
Gene: Ufd4
Product: ubiquitin fusion-degradation 4-like
Biological process (GO): proteasome-mediated ubiquitin-dependent protein catabolic process; anatomical structure development; protein K63-linked ubiquitination
Cellular component (GO): nuclear speck
Molecular function (GO): protein binding; metal ion binding; ubiquitin protein ligase activity
Source: RefSeq, a predicted model, not a curated record
UCUAUAAUCAAUUUUCGAGCUGCUGGACAUUUGUGUGAAUAAAAAUAGUGUGGUGUAUUGAGUAAUUGUUAAAAAGCUUUAAGAAGCAGCUUUAAAAAAGAUUGCAAACCAUAGCAAAAUAUUCAAUAUAAUGCAAAAAAGUUUUGGUUAAGAAAAAUAAAUCAAAUUUCGAUUUGCGAUGGGCGAUGUCGACCCCGAGACGCUGCUGGAAUGGUUGUCCAUGGGACAAGGAGAUGAGCGGGACAUGCAACUGAUUGCCCUGGAGCAGCUGUGUAUGCUGCUCCUUAUGUCUGAUAAUGUAGAUCGUUGCUUCGAAAGUUGUCCUCCUCGAACAUUUUUACCAGCACUGUGUAAGAUAUUCCUGGAUGAACUUGCACCAGAAAAUGUACUCGAGGUCACAGCGCGAGCAAUCACCUAUUACCUGGACGUUUCGGCGGAGUGCACCAGGCGAAUCGUUUCGAUCGAUGGAGCCAUCAAGGCCAUCUGCAAUCAUCUUGUGGUUGCCGAUCUAUCAUCGCGCACAUCUCGCGAUCUCGCGGAGCAAUGCAUCAAGGUGCUCGAGCUCAUUUGCACCCGAGAGGCGGGCGCCGUCUUCGAGGGCGGUGGCCUGAACUGCGUCCUGUCCUUCAUCCGGGACUGCGGCUCGCAGGUUCACAAGGACACCUUGCACUCGGCCAUGUCCGUGGUUUCUAGACUCUGCACCAAGGUCGAGCCCAACACGCCCUGCAUUCAGAACUGCGUCGAGAGUCUGAGUACUCUGCUGCAACACGAGGACGCCAUGGUGUCCGAUGGCGCUCUAAAGUGUUUUGCCUCGGUGGCAGACCGAUUCACACGGAAGUGGGUGGACCCAGCCCCGCUGGCAGAGUAUGGCUUAACCACAGAGCUGUUGAAGCGCCUCAAGAGUGUUGGAGGUAAUACACACUCUUCGCUAUCGGCGGCAGGAGCUCAACCGACUAGCUCCACGCAACCCGCUGCAACCACAAACUCGGAUGCAAUCAAUGAAAAUGUUGCGGCCACUGCAACCAUUUCCAACAGCUCCAAAGUAAAGUCAUCUGAUGCCGCCGCAUCCCCUCAGUCCAUAUCGACUACGAUUUCCUUGUUGUCCACACUUUGCCGCGGCUCACCCUCCAUUACCCAUGACAUUUUGCGGUCCCAGUUGGCCGAUGCCCUCGAAAGAGCUCUGCAGGGCGAUGAACGAUGUGUGCUGGACUGCAUGCGAUUCGCAGAUCUCUUGCUAUUACUUUUGUUCGAGGGGCGCCAAGCGUUGAACCGAGGAAGUAACAACCCAAACCAGGGGCAGUUGGCGCCACGACCCAGGCGCAAUAAUACCAACACCGAUCGCACGCAUCGACAGCUCAUCGAUUGCAUACGGUCGAAGGACUCUGAGGCCCUUCGUGAGGCCAUCGAAUCUGGCGGCAUUGAUGUCAACUGUAUGGAUGAUGUGGGCCAAACCCUUCUAAACUGGGCUUCAGCCUUUGGCACCUUGGAAAUGGUCGAAUAUUUGUGCGAGAAGGGUGCCGAUGUCAACAAGGGCCAGCGAAGCUCUUCCCUUCACUAUGCCGCUUGCUUUGGUCGCCCGGCCAUUGCAAAAAUCCUGUUAAAAUUCGGAGCCUAUCCGGAUUUGCGCGACGAAGAUGGCAAAACCCCAUUGGAUAAAGCGCGCGAAAGAUUGGACGACGGACAUCGAGAGGUAGCCGCAAUUUUGCAGUCACCUGGGGAGUGGAUGUCUCCCGAUCAUUCGCUACUAAACAAGGAUGGAAAGAAAUACACGCUCAUGGAGCCGCGCGGCGAUCCCGAAAUGGCGCCCAUUUACCUAAAGGUGCUCCUCCCCAUAUUCUGCCGCACCUUCUUGGGUUCCAUGCUCGGCAGCGUGCGACGUGCCAGCUUGGCCCUGAUAAAAAAGAUCGUACAAUACGCGUACCCAACGGUGCUUCAAAGUCUCAGCGAAACCAAUUUCAGCGAAGAUGAGGCUUCAACAUCUGGGCAAAAUGGUGGAAACCUUUUGAUCGAGGUGAUCGCCAGUGUCCUAGACAACGAGGAUGACGAUGAUGGUCAUUUAAUUGUAUUAAACAUUAUUGAGGAAAUUAUGUGUAAGACACAAGAGGAAUUUCUGGAUCAUUUUGCAAGACUAGGAGUGUUUGCAAAGGUUCAAGCCUUGAUGGACACUGAUGCAGAGGAAUUGUAUGUACAAUUAUCUGGAAGCCAGGAGGAGCCAGCUUUAACACCAAGGUCUUCGACCAGCGUUGUUGUCACGCCAAGAUCAACUUCAGAUGAUCCUAUGGAGGACGCAAAAGAGAUAUUGCAAGGAAAGCCAUAUCACUGGAGGGAGUGGAGCAUUUGCAGGGGACGCGAUUGCUUGUACGUCUGGUCAGACUCUGUAGCACUUGAGCUGUCCAACGGCUCAAACGGAUGGUUCCGUUUUAUAAUAGAUGGCAAACUAGCUACGAUGUACUCUAGUGGAAGUCCAGAAAACGGAAAUGAUAGCUCUGAAAAUCGCGGUGAAUUUCUUGAGAAACUCAUGCGAGCUCGUUCCUGUGUGAUUCCAGGAGUUGUAUCCCAGCCCAUUUUACCCACUGCGAGUGCCCUUCGCUUGGUUGUGGGAAACUGGGUCCUGCAGUCGCAUAAAACCAAUCAACUUCAGAUACACAACACUGAAGGGCAUCAAGUUACCGUGUUGCAGGAUGACCUGCCAGGCUUUAUUUUUGAAAGCAACCGAGGAACGAAGCACACCUUCACGGCAGAAACUGUCUUGGGUCCCGACUUUGCCUCCGGUUGGUCAACGGCCAAGAAGAAGCGCAACAAGUCCAAGACAGAAGGUCAGAAGUUCCAAGUUCGAAACUUGUCCCGGGAAAUUUACAACAAAUACUUCAAGUCGGCCCAAACAAUUCCUCGAGGGGCCGUAGCAAUUCUCACGGACAUCGUGAAGCAAAUUGAGGUAUCCUUUGAGGAGCAGCAUAUGGCGCCAAAUGGCAACUGGGAAACCACCCUAUCGGACGCCCUAAUGAAGCUGUCUCAACUGAUCCACGAAGAUGGUGUCGUGAGCGCCUAUGAAAUGCAUUCGUCGGGAUUGGUACAAGCGCUGGUGGCCGUUUUGUCGGUUAACCAUUGGGAAAACAAUUCACCUCGCUGCAAGCGAAACAAAAUGCAAAAACAACGAGUUUCCGUAUUCAAGAAAUGUAUACUCGAGGAUAACGUUGAAUCUGCAACGAAUAAGCCAAGGACUAAAAGUACUGCAAGUAUUUUGAUUCAGAAGCUUGUGUCGGUUUUGGAAAGCACAGAGAAGCUACCAGUGUACUUGUACGACACUCCGUGCACUGGCUACAGUUUGCAAAUCCUGCAGAAGCGACUUCGCUUCCGAUUGGAGCGUGCAGAAUGCGAAAGCACCUUGUUCGACCGUUCGGGACGAACUCUAAAAAUGGAACCCUUGGCCACAAUUGGACAACUAUCCAAGUACCUCCUAAAAAUGGUAGCCAAGCAGUGGUACGACCUCGACAGGUCUACAUACUUCUAUUUGAAAAAAAUACGGGAACAUAGGACCGGAACCGUGUUUUCGCACUCAUUCGAUUUCGAUGAAGAUGGGCUGUUGUUCUACAUUGGCUCCAAUGCAAAGACUUGCGAUUGGGUUAACCCGGCACAGUACGGCCUUGUGCAAGUGACCAGUUCGGAGGGAAAGACUUUGCCGUAUGGGAAACUGGAGGAUAUCCUAUCUCGCGACAGCAUCUCACUCAAUUGUCACACCAAGGACAACAAGAAGGCCUGGUUUGCCAUCGAUUUGGGAGUAUAUAUUAUCCCAACUGCUUACACACUGCGUCAUGCUCGCGGCUAUGGAAGAUCGGCUUUGCGAAAUUGGCUACUUCAGGGUUCAAAGGACGGCUUGAGCUGGACAACCCUGAGCUCCCAUGUGGAUGACAAGAGCCUGGUGGAGCCCGGUAGCACAGCCACUUGGCCCAUUACCUGCGCAACCGACGAUUCCGUGAGAUACCGUCACAUUAGAAUCCAGCAGAAUGGACGCAAUGCGUCUGGCCAGACCCACUAUUUGAGUUUAAGCGGAUUCGAGAUCUACGGUCGCGUCGUGGGAGUUGCCGAUGACAUUGGAAAGAGCGUGAAAGAAGCCGAGGCGAAAAUACGACGCGAGAGGCGGCAGAUUAGAGCUCAGCUCAAGCAGAUGACCACCGGUGCACGGGUAAUUCGAGGCGUCGACUGGCGAUGGGAGGAUCAGGAUGGUUGUGCCGAGGGCACAAUUACCGGAGAAAUACACAACGGCUGGAUCGAUGUGAAGUGGGACCAUGGCGUACGCAACUCCUACCGCAUGGGAGCCGAGGGAAAGUACGAUUUAAAGUUGGCCGAUUGUGAAUAUCUCUCUGUCUUCGAGGGAAAUCAGUCGAUGGUUACUGUGAACACAGGUGCAAAGCUAAAUGACAAGGGAAACACACUCACCUCACGCAAAUCGAGUUCCACACCAUCCCUGCCCGAGGCCACUGAGAAGAACCAGAACCCAGAGGGCGCGUCGAAUCAAACCGUCUCGGCGGAUAACUUGGCCUGGAAGCAGGCAGUCGAGACGAUUGCCGAAAACGUGUUUGCUUCGGCAAAGACCCAGAUAAUCUCAAACCAACUUGCUAUCAACACAUCUUCCUCGAGGGAAGCUCGAGCCAAGCACAAGGAGUCGGGUGCCAACCAAAUGCAUAAGGAUAACAUCAGUGGACCGUCACCAUUAAGUCGAGAGUUGGAGCACAUAUCGGACUUAUCGGCCAUCAACAACUCCAUGCCGGCAAUUAACUCUAGUAUUGUCUCGGACCUAGCCACUAUUUCGGAGAACUUAUCCCUAACUGAGCUCUCCAAAGAAAAUAUCUGUAGCGCUCUGACCACGCCAGCUUACAAACCCGCUGAGAGCGUUACUGCGAGUCAAAGCUCAAGCCUUCCUGAUGUACAGAGUUCAUCUCCGCGCGACAGUGAUAUCAAAAACAUAUCCAACAUUGAAGAGAACAACAAGAUGAACGCCAACAACUCGGUGAAUAAGAUUUCUAAGGACUUGCUUGCGAAUCUCCGAACCUCGAACAUUGCUAGCUGCCAGCCGGUGACACAACUUUCCACCGAGGCCCUCGAAAUGAUCGACAAAAUGCGCGAUGGCGUGGACAUGAUACGGAACAACUCCAAUAACAUUCUAUCCACGGAUCCUUUCCCAGUGCCCUGCACAAAUGUGGCAGUCGGUAUCAAAAAGACCCCGAAGGCUCAGGCACUGAUAAAUCCCGAUAGUACGAAUCAAAAACAAAUUAUAGUUGCAACCGAAGAAUUCCCAAGCAAGAGUUCAAAGAAGCCCAGUGUAACAUUGAAACCAGCCCAGCAGCCAAACGCUGUGCUGUCCAUUGUGGACAUCAAGGAUCCGCAAAUUGCAACCGAAAACGUCUCGGUACCCAGCCAGAUGAGCAUAAGUGUUCCUAAUCUGACAACCACUUCGGCCUCAGAGGUUCCUUCUACUUCGGAGGUGGCUACCCACACCGGAUUGCUGGAGACAUUUGCCGCAAUCGCUCGUCGUCGUACCUCCCAGGGUACCAAUAUACAGGAUAACCAGAUUAUGAAUGCAGAUGUGAAUGUGAACGAGCACGGCGAUCAGAACGCAUCUGGCUCAUUCCUCGGUCACUCGGUGACCAGUUUGGUCAAGCUGGCGCUGUCGAGCAACUUCCACUCUGGCCUGCUAAGCACCGCCCAAAGUUAUCCAAGUUUGUCAUCGAACAAUAGCGAAAACAUAGCCCCGUCGAAUCCAACAAAUACUUCUACGGGUCAGCAAUCGGCCUCCACCAUAAAUCAUACCCUAACAAUGAGUCUAACUUCCACAUCGAGUGACAGUGAGCAAGUGUCCUUGGAGGACUUCUUGGAGAGUUGCAGGGCGCCAGCUUUGUUGGGCGACUUGGACGAUGAGGAUGAUAUGGAUGAGGACAACGAUGAGGAGGAGAACGAAGACGAGUACGAAGAGGUGGGAAACACUCUGCUCCAAGUGAUGGUAUCCAGGAACUUGCUUACCUUCAUGGAUGACGAGGCUUUGGAGAACAGGUUGGUGGGUGUAACCAAGCGCAAGUCCUGGGACGACGAGUUCGUCCUGAAGAGGCAAUUUUCCGCGUUGAUUCCAGCAUUCGAUCCGCGACCGGGCCGCACAAAUGUCAACCAAACGUCUGAUUUGGAAUUAUCCCCCAUUGGCUCUGAACUACCCAAACCCCAGCAAAGCGGGCCGGAGACUAUUGAACAGCCCAUGCUUGGACUUAAAUUACGAGGUCCUGGAAUCGGAGGUAUUCCUGAAGUGGAAAUCGACUUGAACAACACCGAUUGGACCAUAUUCAGAGCCGUGCAGGAAUUACUUCAGUGCAGUCAGUUGAACAAGCUGGACAAAUUCCGAAAAAUAUGGGAGCCCACAUACACUAUUGUGUACCGAGAGGUUUCACCUGAGGCGCAGGAGAGCACCGGCUUGGAGUCGGAGGACUUCCCCCAAUCGCCGGACAUGUCAUCAAAGAGUGGUGCAUCAACUUUAUCUCCCAACUCUCCCAUGCACAUCGGAUUCAAUGUAGCCGAUAAUAACCUGUGCUCCGUGGACGAUGUUCUUGAGCUGCUUACUCAAAUCAAUGGUCUCAAUCAAUCCGAUAUCGAUUCGGACGUCAAGGAGCUUGGUGUUUCGGCCUUGUCCGAAGAUCUCUUCAUCAGCAAGAAAAUAACAAACAAACUGCAGCAGCAAAUUCAGGAUCCACUGGUGCUCUCAAGCAAUGCGUUGCCGAACUGGUGCGAAAACUUGAACCAAUCCUGCCCCUUCCUGUUCCCAUUCGAGACCAGGCAGCUGUACUUUAACUGCACAUCGUUCGGAGCAUCGCGCAGCAUAGUAUGCCUGCAAUCCCAGCGAGAUGUGACCGUGGAACGGCAGAGGAUACCCAUCAUGAGUCCUCGGCGAGAUGAUCACGAAUUCCGCAUUGGGCGUCUUAAGCACGAACGCGUUAAGGUGCCACGAAACGAGGAUUUGCUUAAGUGGGCAAUGCAGGUGAUGAAGACGCACUGCAAUCGAAAGUCUGUGUUGGAGGUAGAGUUUUUGGACGAGGAAGGCACUGGCUUGGGACCUACUCUAGAGUUCUACGCCUUGGUGGCCGCAGAAAUUCAACGCGCCGACCUCUGUAUGUGGCUGUGUGACGAUGACUUGGGCGAGGACGCCGAAGUCCCAGCGGAGAGCUCGGAGGGCAAUGCAAAACCUGUUGGGUAUUACGUAAAUCGAAGGGAGCACGGCAUUUUCCCAGCACCACUACCGCAGAAUACCGAAAUAUGCGAGAGGGUUCUCAAAUACUUCUGGUUCUUUGGAGUUUUUGUGGCAAAAGUGUUGCAGGAUAUGCGUUUAGUGGAUAUACCUCUAUCGACAUCAUUUCUUCAAUUGCUUUGUCACAACAAAGUCUUAUCACGUAAUCUCCAAAAAGUAAUUUCGGAUAGACGAAAUGGCGAUCUCUCAGUGGUGUCAGAAGAAUCCGAUUUAUUAGAAACCUGCACUAAACUACUGCGAACUGAUUCAAAUAAGACCAACGCAUUCGGUGGAAUUCUGUCGUUGGAGAAUUUGAAGGAAAUAGAUCCAACUCGCUAUCAAUUCCUACAGGAACUGCAGAACCUAUUAAUGCGAAAGCAGUCAAUUGAGUUUGACGAUACUAUAAGCGCAGAAAAGAAACAAGAACUAAUCAACGAGCUUAAGCUGCACACUCGCAAUGGCUUGGAGGUAUCUCUCGAAGACCUGGCCCUUACGUUCACGUAUCUGCCGAGUUCCUCGAUUUAUGGUUACACGCAGGCCGAACUGCUGCCGAAUGGAUCGUCUGUGAAUGUCACCAUCGACAACCUGGAAGCGUACUGCGAACUGCUCAUGAACUUCAUCCUGCAGGACGGAAUCGCUCAGCAAAUGAAAGCGUUUAGCGAGGGCUUCAACGAAGUGUUCCCCCUGAAAAAGUUGGCUGCCUUCACUCCCUCAGAGGCGCGAAUGAUGAUUUGCGGCGAGCAGUUCCCCCAUUGGAGCCGAGAAGACAUUAUUUCAUAUACGGAACCGAAACUUGGCUACAACAAAGACAGUCCUGGGUUCCAACGCUUUGUUAACGUUUUGUUAAGCAUGUCGGGAGACGAGAGGAAAGCCUUCCUCCAAUUCACAACUGGUUGCAGUAGCCUGCCUCCAGGAGGACUUGCGAACCUACAUCCCCGGCUGACAGUUGUUCGGAAGGUAGAUGCUGGCGUGGGAAGCUAUCCAUCCGUGAACACCUGCGUUCACUACUUAAAGCUUCCAGACUACCCAACUGAAGAGAUCAUGAAGGAGCGCUUGUUAACAGCAACUAAAGAAAAGGGGUUUCAUUUAAAUUAA